CACUUCACAGCUGGAGUGUCUUCUCGUGGCUGACAAGCUCUGCUGCCUGGAACAUUCCGUACGUGAUCAAAGCCAUAAACUGUGACAAGGCCCUGCGACACAACCUUUGCUCGGCACUCGUGUCUCUGCUGCUGUUGCCAAGGGAAAAUCGCGGGAAAAGGGAGAAAAGAUGAAUGCAGGUGAAGCCUGAGUGGGUCCUUUUCUCCUGGUGGGUUUCUGGACUUGAACCCUGUGCCACGGUCCUGGCGCUUUGGGGUUUCACUGUCCUGGGGUGGGGGAGCAGAGUUUUUGCCCCCAGUCCUUCAUCUGAUCUCAUGUGAGACCUUUCUGUGUCCAACAGCUGCGGGAAUGGGCACAGAGCUGGAACCUCAGCUCUGAUACGUGCUUGAGAAAAUUGAGAUGCUUCAAUGAUUUGUGCUCUUUAAUCCGAGAAACUUUUCAAUUUCAAGUGAGAAACACCAUUUUUAAGUAGAGUCAUAGAAUCAAAUCGCAGAAUCGUUUAAGUUGAAAACGACCCUAAAGAUCAUCGAGUCCAACCCUAAACCUAACACUGCCAAGUCCACCACUAAACCGUGUCCCUAAAUGCCAGGGGGCUGUCUUGCACUGCUGUUUUUCUUCUGUCUUGCCUCGUUUGCUGUGUUUUGAGGAACAUGGGAUGUUAGAAAACAGCCUCCCCGGGGAGCUCAGUGGGUGCUUUUAACGCCGCUCUGUUGAGCUGACGUGAAUGAAAAGGAGGAAGCGGCGUAACGAAACGAAGUGGCCCUUGGAUCCUGCCGUACGAGAUCAGUCGAUUACUUUUGUGACUGCCAUAAACAAGUUAGAGGAGCUUAUCCUCCGCAGCACAGCGUAGUAAUAAAGGAAAAGUGAAACCGCGUGAAUGGUGUUUGCUGAUAAUUCUUUCCUGGAGGAAAGAAGCCCAUCCUGAGCCGUGGAUUCGGGUUUCUUGGGAGCAUUUUCAGUUGAAGCAAGUUGCACUGUUUGUACUUUUUCUGCUGGUCGUCCCACGUACGGAAAAGAGGAGUUUAUGCAGAUUUCAAUGAAGGGAUUCAAGAAAACGCACCUCACGGUCGAUGACUGUGAAGCUCUCGCACGGAGCGCAGAAGGUUCAUCCUCCCUGACGCAGCCGUUGAGUCAAAGAAAAAGUAGAGGAGAUGUAAACAGGGGCCUCUAUCCCACCCAGGGGACAAGGAGACGUCAAGGAGGCCAAGGUCAGCAGAAGAACAUCACUGAUUACUUCAGCGUCUCUCAGGUACAACAAGUAGGUGCCGGUGGGACGAAGAACAGUAGAAUCAAAGAAGAGGUACUGGAUCCCAUCUUCACCGACCCUGAUGAUUCCUUCAGCGAUGUCUCCACUAAGAUGGAGACCAGUGGUGAUUCCUGCUCUUUUCUGGAAGAUGAGGACCUUGUACCGGCUCCCAGGGAAAGCUCCAGGAAACGGCCUCUGUCCACUGCAGCUGCAGGCGUUUGCAAACCAGAGCACGAUUUGUGGGGUGAGCCUGAGAAGAAGCAAAUGGUGGGUCUUCCAGAAAACAUCCAGAUCAAGCAGGAACUUGAUGAUAUGGAAAUCGAACCAGUCCCUGAUGCACACUACGGACUCCUGGGGACUCGGAAUUGGGAAGUGCCUCAGGGAAGUAUUGAUGAUCUGCCUGUUGAAGUCCUGAGGCACAUCUUUGCUUUCCUACCAGUGACUGAUCUGUAUCAGAACCUGAGCCUGGUGUGUCGCUGCUGGAGGGAGAUAGUCAGUGAUCCACUGUUCAUUCCUUGGAAAAAGCUGUACCAUCGGUACCUAAUGAAGGAGGACAUGGCCCUGCACAGAGUUGCGCAGAUCUUGGAGGUUUUCGCCAUAACAAAGGAGCAGGAAGGAUGUGUGUGGGGGCUGAUCAGGUGCGUGUCUGCCAUAUCCACCAAACGGAAGGUAGAUCCCAGCGCGGUUCUCCGAUGUUUGAAGAGGCAUCACCUCUUCUCCAAGGCUGAAGUCUGCAUCACCAACAAACUGCCGCAUUUACAGAGCAGGACGGGGCUUGAGAACUUGUGGGCCAUAAUCGCCGUCAUGGUGCUUUUCUCCGAUGGCGUCAGCGACAUCCAAAAGCUGAUGGCGUGUCUGCAGAGACCCUGCUCUACCCUCUCUGUCGUGGAUGUGACUGAGGUGCUUUACUGCAUUGCCACGCUGCUGUACGCCAUGAGAGACAGGAACAUUGCCAUCACCAACAGGAUCCAUUACAAUAUUUUCUACUGCUUGUAUCUGAUGGAAAAUACUUCCGUAACUAUGCAGAUGGUAAAAGAGGAAACACCGGUGUCACGCUGCAGACAAGACUUAUGGUCCGGGAGCUGGCCUGAAGUAAAGCUGACCCAUGAACAGCAAAGGAUUUUGAAUCACAAAAUUGAGCAUGGUCAAAUAGUGAAAAUUAUGGCAUUUGCAGGUACAGGAAAGACCUCAACCUUGGUCAAGUAUGCGGAGAAGUUUGCUGAUCUGAAUUUCCUUUACGUGACAUUUAACAAAGCUGUUGCAGAGAGGGGGAAAAGUGUCUUCCCCAGAAACGUUACAUGCAAGACUUUCCAUUCAUUAGCAUUUGGAAGUGUCGGCAAACACUAUAAAGAAAAAGGCAAACUAAACUUCUCCAAGAUGUCAGUUUACUCCAUCAGUUUCCUUAUCCAGAACCGCCAGGGACAAUCUCUGUUCGUAAGAGGGAAAACAGUCUCGCAGACCCUUGAAAACUUUUUUGCCUCUUCAGACGAUGAAAUCUGCGAAGAGCACGCUCCUAUUUGGUUCAAAAAUACUCACGGCGAGAGAAAACUUGCCAGUCAAGAAGAAAAGAGAAUCAAUGUGGAAGAGGCGAAAGAGAUAUGGCACAACAUGAAGAAGCUGGAUGGAGACGUCGAGAAGAAAUACAAGAUAACUUGUGAUGGGUAUUUGAAACUUUGGCAGCUCAGCAAGCCUCAGCUCUUAGGAUACGAUGCCAUUUUUGUCGAUGAAGCACAGGACUGCACUCCAGCCAUCGUGGAUAUUGUCCUGUCACAAAAAUGUGGUAUAAUCCUCGUAGGAGACCCCCACCAGCAGAUCUACACCUUCCGAGGCGCUGUCAAUACCCUCUACUCAGUGCCUCACACCCACGUCUACUACCUCACCCAGAGUUUCAGAUUUGGUCCUGAAAUAGCUUACGUUGGAGCAACCAUUCUGGAUGUCUGCAAGAAGAUCAGGAAUAAGACGUUAGUGGGUGGAAACCAAAAGGGUGAUGUGAGAGGCAGCAUGGAAGGGAAGAUAACGGUCUUAUCACGAAGCAAUUUUAACGUGUUCGAGGAUGCUGUGAAACUUACUGGGAGAGAGCGGCUGAUUAAAAUACACGUGAUUGGGGGGCUUGCCCGUUUUGGCCUGAGCAGAAUUUAUGAUAUUUGGAAACUCAGUCAACCGGCAGAUGAACGGAAAAAAGCGAACCUUGUUAUAAAUGACUCCUUUAUCAAAAGAUGGGAAGAGACUCAGGGCUUCUUUGGGUUAAAGGAAUAUGCAGAGCGCAUCGAUGACAAAGACCUGGAAGUGAAGAUUGCGAUAGUGGAGAAAUACAAAGAGCGGAUCCCUGAGCUGGUGCAGAAGAUUGAGAGCAGCCAUGUGUCACAAGAAGCCAUGGCAGAUUACCUAAUAGGUACUGUCCAUCAAGCCAAAGGCCUGGAGUUCGACACGGUGCUGAUUGCGGAUGACUUUGUGAAAGUACCGUGUCUCAGUGGAGAUUACCAGAGAAGAACGAACUUCAGUAUCGGCAUGUAUCCUGAGGAUGAAUGGAACCUGCUCUAUGUCGCAGUGACACGUGCGAAGAAGUGUUUGCUAAUGUCAAAGUCCCUGGAACAUCUUCUAGCAUUGGCUGGGGAGCAUUUCCUUCGGGUGGAGCUGAUGAGCGAGGCUGCGAAGGAUGGGGCCACCCUCCCUUGUUGUGCGCCACAGUGUACGGGAACGCUGCCGUCCGACUGCCGGCUGGUUGUGAAGAAGCUCCCUUUGACUCACAGCAAUGGCAGCAAGGAUGCAGGUGGCUACCUUUGCCGCGCUUGCACGCAGCAGCGCUUUGGCUCUCUGACACCCCUGACCUUUUUCCCAGCGCUUCAGGAACAGCCCAUCUAGCUCUAGCGAAGUCCUCCAACUCCCCAGAGCCUUGGCUGCAUCCCGGAGCCGUGCUGCGUGCGGGACAAGACCUCUUGUCACAUCCCAGCUCCAAAAUAAGGUGGAUAUCGGAGCAGGGUUUUGGAGCAACUCCAAGAGGAAGCCUCCAGGCUCUCUGCAAGGGGGUGUGAGACCUUUUCUCUAGCCCUGCCUUGCCCUCCGAGAGCUGGUCAGCAUGGCCUGCAUCUCUGCACAGAAGAAUAUGCACUAUAUAAACUGCAUCGGACAGGACAACUUUUUAAUCUUUUUGAGCAUUACCAAUCCAUCAUGUCGGUCGCCAGGAAAAGACCUCCAGUGACCAAACCAACACGAUAUCCCUGCCUAUUCCGUCAUGUCAUGCCUUGGUGAAAUCCCUCCGAUCCACUGGAAGAAGAGGAAAUGCGAUGCUGAAAAGUACGCAAAGAAACGCUUUAUUUCUAGGAAGCAGACUUUUUUCCUGGAGCCUGUUUUAAUGGGGAAAAGUUCAUUAUCAGCUCUGGGAGGAAGUCGUUAAUAUCUCCCAGCUGAAUUAAUUUUCCUUAUUUGCAGCUGAGGGGUUUCCCUAGACUCUGUUUUCCUUCUCCCUGCAGCAAAGCACAAGGGAAGAAGAGAGGCAGCAUCUGAAGAACUGCUGUGUUUUGGUUUGGUUUCAGUCUAACUCAGAGAUAAACGGG
Messenger RNA from Chroicocephalus ridibundus (black-headed gull), 4800 nucleotides. It is a transcript of the gene FBH1, whose product is annotated as F-box DNA helicase 1. Gene Ontology annotation, cellular component: nucleus. The record is from RefSeq and is a predicted model, not a curated record. The transcript has 21 exons. Bases 1025 to 4108 code for a protein of 1027 amino acids. Lineage: Eukaryota; Metazoa; Chordata; Aves; Charadriiformes; Laridae. Gene Ontology annotation, biological process: replication fork processing; double-strand break repair via homologous recombination. Gene Ontology annotation, molecular function: 3'-5' DNA helicase activity; ATP binding; DNA binding.